GGAACAGCAGCCAAUCAGCUGAAGUUGACAGGUGAGUCCACACCUUUGGAUUUCAGCUUGAAGACUUUCCCGGCUUUUCUUCAGCUUCUCUUCGUAGACAUGGAAGCCGUCUCCUCUACCUUAAAGCAUUCCUACACGCUGGGCCAACAAUGUCCAAACAAGGGGCUUGGAGCCAAGCAGUCCCACGGGUCCCCCCCAGAACCGGGUCGACCCGAGGAGCAGCAGCAGCAGCACCACAAACCCUUCUUCUAUGUGCAGUCGUCGCAGCCGUGCUUCCCCAUGCAGACUCUGCAGUGGCCUCUGCCCUACAACCCCUACUACACCUACCCCGGCCUGGGGUUUGGAUUGCCAGUGAUGCCCCACUAUCAGAUCAACCCCUACAUGGAGCCCCCAGGCUUCAUCGUGCCCCACACCCAGCUGCACCUGAUGGACUACAGGCGCAUGCUCAGCCCUCAGUACUACCAGACCAUGGCCUUCCACGCCCGCCGCUUCCGCUGCCAGCCGGCCUCUGCGUUCAGAGAGACCACCAGCUCGGAGGUGCAGACCGAGCCGCUCCAGAGGACCCCCGCCCAGACGGGUCCAUCUGACGCGAAACCUCGCUCCUCUGAGCGGAGCGACUGUCCUGCUGUGCUGCAGCAUGCAGCGUCCAAAUGCAGCUUGGUCACUCAGACGGAGGAGAGCGGAGGUCGCUCCACGCCUCCCAGACCGCCGCUGGGGCGUGAGCAACAGACCUCGCCCCCUCAUGGUAAAAGACCUCGCCUUCCUGCAGAGAAACCAGACAUCCUGUUGGUGGGGACGUCAGGCGAGGGCGCCACGGGUUCAGAGGAGCUGCAGACGUCAGCUGCUGAAAACCUGAACUCCAAGGAAGCCGAGGAGACUCCAGGAAGUGCGACUCCAAACUUCCAUCUGCCGUUUGAGCCCAAGUACCUGGACGAGCUGAAGAAGAUGGAGUCCAUCGUCUGGUCCGCUGGGGACACUUCGGUUUCCUCUCUGGAACCUCUGGUCCAGAACGGCUCUGAAAGCAUGGCGGUACUGGAGGAGUCUUUGAGGCCGGCUGGAGAGGAGAUGCUGCCGGAAGCGGACCUCUGCUUCGUGAUGGAGGACCUCGCCUCAGAAGACUCUCAGAAGUCUGCGACGGCUCCAGCAGAGACGGCCCUCUUCUCUGCUUUGCUGCUGGAGAGCUCGCCUCUGCAGAAGGUUCCCCCCAGAGGAGAAUUGGACCUCCAGGACCAUCAGGACACCUCCUUUGAGUCUCUGCCCGCCUACCUCCCUUCCAGCAGCUGGCUGUCCGACUUUGAGAACAUCUACUACAGCAGCAAACUCCUACCCGCCUCCCGGAAGCAGAGCAGACCUCUGAGUGGUCGAGGUUUCGGCAGAAGACGAAAGGUGGACCUGGAGUUCAAAGAACCUCCAAAACAGAAGUUCAAACUCCAGGAGAAGGCGGAUCGGCGCAGCCUCUCCGACCACGAGUGCUGCCUCAGCAGGAAGUUCACCGAGAACGUGUUCAGCCCUCACCUGUCCAAGGCGGAGCGCCUCUGCUCCAGGUGUUUAUCCAAACGCAGGAUCUGCUCGUCCUCCAGUCCCACUCGGGACGGCGUGAGGGGCCUGAAGCGGAAAGCCGCUCCCUUCCAGCAGUGGAACGACGUCCUCUUACCCACGUGUGACGCCUGCUCGUCCCACGCCAAGAUCCGGCUGAGGAAGGCCUCUGACCCCGACCUCCACUCCACGGAGGGGGAAUCCGAUGGGAACAGCUCCUGCCCCGCUCGGAUGAAGUGGAGGUCCGCCGGCGUCAAGAGGCCCCUGGCGUCCAAACAAAACGUCUGUGCCGCCGCUCAUCCAAAGCUGAGGGAACGGUGCGCGUGCGCGGAGCUGCUGCACCCUCCGCUGAAGGCCUGGGAGAGGCUGCAUUCCCGUAACCAUGGCAACAACAUCCCAGAGACAGACGAGAACUGCUUCGCUUCAGAAACCCUGCAGUGCACGCCAAGGGGCGGGGACUCGCCCUGUCAGGGAUGGCAAGCAGCAGAGCGGUCUUGGAGGGACGCCGUCCCCGCCACGGACCGCCACAGAUCACAACACGCCAACAAGCACAAGAUGUCACAGCCACCAGGAAACCACACAAAAGACACUCGAUGCUGAUGUGCACACGAGCACGCUUCCACAAACUAACUUUUAAACGUGCACGUCAUCUACCUGCUGUCCUUUCACUCACCUGUGUGUCAUAAACCACAAUGUUCACGUUUGGAUUUUAAAUAAACACAACUUUGAUAGUUUUGCAAA
Oryzias melastigma (Indian medaka) is the source of this 2277-nucleotide messenger RNA. RefSeq lists its product as uncharacterized. The record is from RefSeq and is a predicted model, not a curated record. Bases 100 to 2136 code for a protein of 678 amino acids. NCBI's taxonomy places the organism in Eukaryota, Metazoa, Chordata, Actinopteri, Beloniformes, Adrianichthyidae. The transcript is spliced from 4 exons.